ACUAGUGAAGGUGACCAUUACUUUUUUGUCCUUCAUAUUUUGUCUCAGGACAAACCUUUUCUGUCACGAACUUCAUUGCAGUAUUUAGUCUUCACGAAGCUUAGUGAAAGCCUUUGACAAGUUUGUUAUAACUCUCUUUAUAAUUCUGACUUCCUUAUUUCACAUCUUAACGAGUUUGUUCUAAGAAAAAUGAGAACUAGGAAAGGAGGAAAGCGGUCCGAGCAGUUUUGGCCAUCCCUCAUGAUGAAAAAAUGGCUGAAUAUCAAACCAAAAGUAUACGAUUUUAGUGAAGAUGAAGUCGACACUGAAACAGAGAGCGAAGAUGACGCUUACUCUGUUAAAGAUAAAAGAAAUCAAGUGGACGAGGAUCAUGCAAGGAGAAUGCAAGGCAACCAAUCUACAUGUGAAAAUCAAACUUCAGGUAGAAAAUCUUCUAAGGGACAUGUUUUCAGACACAGGAGAGGAAAAUCAGAGACCUUGCGCGCUCAGUACAUCAAUACAAAAGAUGUGAGGGUUACUGUCGGGACUUGGAAUGUGGCUGGAAGACUUCCUAACGAAGAUCUUGAAAUUGAUGACUGGCUUGAUAUGAAUGAACCGUCGGACAUGUAUAUUAUCGGAUUCCAAGAGGUGGUCCCUUUAAAUGCUGGGAAUGUGUUUGGGGCCGAGACGAGGAGGCCAAUUGCAAAAUGGGAAGCGAUCAUUCGUAGAACAUUGAAUAAUAAAACAUGUGAACCUGAAACAAAGCAUAAAUGCUUCAGUGCCCCACCUUCUCCAGUACUAAGAACUUCUUCUGCUGCUGCUGAUAUUCUUGACGAUGAAUUCGACCAAUCUGCUUUAAACAAGGCUGCAGAAGAUUCGUUGGUCACUAAUGAUCUUAGCGAAUCCAGCAAGCAUAAAUUUAAUGAAAUAAUGAAUAUCGGGCAGAACCUCCGAUUCAAGAGAAUUUAUGGUAUUGAUUGUGACAGAAGAUUGGAUUGGCCAGAGCUUUCUUUAGAUGCAACACCUCAAGUUCUCUCUUCCAGUUUUAAAAAAUUGAGAAGAGUCUCCAGCCUUUCAGAAAGAGUGAGUUGUGUCUGGAAGGAAAAUCUUCCAGUCUUGGGAGCUCAAACCAUGAGAAUGCAUCACAGUUCUGGAGACCUAUCACUGAUGGGGAUGGUGGCCACCAAGGAAAAGCCAGUUGAAAAGGUCUCCGACUCGGAGGAUGAGGAUGAGGAUGAGGAUGAAGAUGAAUUUUCCAUGGAAAACGAAUCAAGUGAAGCUGAUGAUGGAGAUGGAACGGAUUCACGUCCCAAGUACGUGCGUAUUAUCAGCAAGCAGAUGGUGGGAAUAUAUAUAUCAGUUUGGGUUCGAAAACGGUUGAGGAGACAUAUAAAUUAUCUGAAAGUGUCUCCUGUUGGAGUUGGGCUUAUGGGCUAUAUGGGUAACAAGGGUUCUGUUUCAGUUAGCAUGUCUCUGUUUCAAACACGUAUGUGUUUUGUCUGUUCUCAUUUAACUUCCGGCCACAAGUAUGGCGACGAGCAGAGGCGCAAUUGUGAUGUGCUUGAGAUCCUAAAACGCACCAGUUUUUCUUCUAUACCUGACACUAAUGAGACACUGACAAUUCCAGGCCACGACAAAAUAUUCUGGUUUGGCGACUUGAAUUAUCGGCUGAACAUGGCAGAUGCAGAGGUCAGGGAACUUGUUGCGAAGAAACAAUGGGAUGAGCUUCUGAACACUGAUCAGCUAAGCCAAGAACUCCGUUAUGGGCAUGUGUUUGAAGGAUGGAGAGAAGGAAGCAUAAACUUUGCACCUACUUACAAAUAUGAAAUAAACUCCGACAAUUAUGUGGGUGAAGAAUAUAAAGAAGGAAAGAAGAAGAGAUCCCCUGCAUGGUGUGAUAGAAUACUAUGGACGGGGAAAGGAAUAAAACAGCUAUCAUAUGGGAGAGCAGAGACAAAGAUGUCGGAUCAUCGUCCAGUGAGUGCAGUAUUCAUGUUGGAAGUUGAAGUGUUUGAUCACAGGAAGUUGAACAAGGCACUCAACAACUCAACAAUGGCAGCAGUUCAUCCCGAGAUUUUUCUUGAAGAGGAUGAUGAUGAUGAUGAUGAUGAUGUAGGACUGGAACGAUAAGAAUAACAAGGGAAGGAAGGAAGGACAGAAAGAAAGAAAGAAAGAAGAUAAGUGCAAGUCUUUUUAGAUGACCUGCAAGCAAAUGAAUAUCUCUUAUUGAUGAUGACAAAAGGGGGUCCAGGACUCACCUACUGCCUUUACAGAAGAUAUGUUAUUAAAUUUGAACAAUUUUAAUCAUUCUUUUCUUGGUGAAGGGGGGAUGUUUAUUGAUGUAGUAAGUAGUGUGGUUGAUGCAAUUUUACAAACAGAAUACGUUUGUGACAAUUUUGUGUUGUACAAGGGGGGACUUAUCAUGUAUAUAAAUUCGGUUAAUCAUUUUUAUUUUUUUUUGUAUCAUUAUAUUGAAGUGUAUGUAUGUUUAAUAAUAUAAGUUGUGAUUGAAGGAAUUUUA
Molecule: messenger RNA, 2500 nt
Organism: Impatiens glandulifera
Lineage: Eukaryota; Viridiplantae; Streptophyta; Magnoliopsida; Ericales; Balsaminaceae
Product: type I inositol polyphosphate 5-phosphatase 2
Exons: 11
Coding region: 190-2109 (639 amino acids)
Biological process (GO): phosphatidylinositol dephosphorylation
Molecular function (GO): phosphatidylinositol-4,5-bisphosphate 5-phosphatase activity; phosphatidylinositol-3,4,5-trisphosphate 5-phosphatase activity; inositol-polyphosphate 5-phosphatase activity
Source: RefSeq, a predicted model, not a curated record